Arachis stenosperma is the source of this 1009-nucleotide messenger RNA. RefSeq lists its product as uncharacterized. Gene Ontology annotation, molecular function: electron transfer activity; iron ion binding. Gene Ontology annotation, cellular component: chloroplast. Gene Ontology annotation, biological process: alkane catabolic process. The coding region runs from base 176 to 778 and encodes 200 amino acids. The transcript has a single exon. Lineage: Eukaryota; Viridiplantae; Streptophyta; Magnoliopsida; Fabales; Fabaceae. The record is from RefSeq and is a predicted model, not a curated record.
UAAAUUAAAAAAAAAGGGCAGAAAUUUUGUUACCUUAUCCAAACCACAAGUCUGGUCCUUGGUAAGGGGCAUAUGCGAUGGGUUUCCAUGGAUCCUCUUCAUUUCUCCUCCACCCACACUCACUUCCAUUCCCACCAACCUUCCGUCACCGUUUCCAUAUCCCCAAACCCUAACAAUGGCUUGCGCCACCUUCCACCUCUCAACACCCUUCUCCCACCUUCACCCUCUCAACAAGCCCAAACCCCACUCUCCCACUCCCUCCUUCCUCCUCCUCCUCAAACCCUUCUCCAAAAAUCGCACCAAACAUACUCCAACACUCAGAGUCGUUAACUCCGUCGACACCACCAGAGAAGACACGCCUCCAACAUCCGACAACAACGCUGAUUCGCCACCGGCAAUCUCACCGCCGCCGCCACUACCUGAAGAAUCCGAUAGCUUCGACAAGCGGCGCCUGGAGGAGAAGUUCGCUGUGCUGAACACCGGGAUAUACGAAUGCCGCUCGUGCGGUUACAAGUACGACGAGGCCGUUGGGGAUCCUUCAUAUCCGCUCCCGCCGGGGUACCAGUUCGAGAAGCUUCCAGACGAUUGGCGUUGCCCGACUUGCGGGGCGGCGCAGAGCUUCUUCGAGAGCAAGAGCGUUGAGAUCGCUGGGUUCGCUCAGAACCAGCAAUUUGGACUCGGUGGUAACUCUCUCACUUCGGGUCAGAAGGCUUUGCUUAUAUAUGGCAGCUUGUUAUUCUUCUUUGCACUCUUUCUUGGUGGCUACUUCUUACAAUAGUUUAGUUUCAUAAGGUAAUCAAUUAAGGAUUUAUUACUUCCUAUUUUUUAAUAUUUGUCUUUAUUUUAUUAUAAAAAGAGAAAAAUGAUUAAGUUUGAGGGGAAGGAGGUGUGAUUUGUGAAGGGUGCUUGUGUUGGAUUUAUAUUUGGAAUUUGAUGGUAUAUUGUUGAGUUUCCAAGAAAGUUGUAGACUUGUAGUUUUUCGUUAUCCAAUGCCUUGUUGGGAACUUAA